Phanerochaete carnosa HHB-10118-sp is the source of this 1325-nucleotide messenger RNA. RefSeq lists its product as uncharacterized. The transcript is spliced from 4 exons. The coding region runs from base 157 to 1269 and encodes 370 amino acids. NCBI's taxonomy places the organism in Eukaryota, Fungi, Basidiomycota, Agaricomycetes, Polyporales, Phanerochaetaceae. The record is from RefSeq and is a predicted model, not a curated record.
GUCCGACAGCCUCGACAUAGGGCCAGAACAACAACAAUUUCUACGACGGUGCAUUCGCGAAUGAUGUAUGUGGACGAAGUGACGAGUGAUGCUACUUCGUUUGGAGUCCUCUCCCAGCUUCGUAGCCCAGAUGUCCGUGCGAGGCGGAACAACGUCAUGCCCACCAGCACUGGGCUGACGGAUGGCUUCGACGCACCCACAGAGGCACCCACAGACUGGAAUACCACUGGCAUCGAGGGUGUCGAGGGCCGAGACUACACAAUUAGCAUCACCGGAUAUGGGCCCUUCAUUCGAGAUAUAGAACGCAGAAUGGAAGAAGAGGAUUCGAUCCACGAACCGCCCAUAGAACGACCGGUUCGUCGCUCUAACUCGCGGGAAAGUCCCACAAACGUUGUCCGUGGCCCAGAGGUUGGACGCACCAACUCGCGAAGCCUGCGGAGCUACACAAGCAAGGACGUUCUGCCCAAACCAGGGCGCAGCAAUGCGGCCGGACUCGCGCAGAGGCCAAUAAUGGAGCAAGGUCCGGAUAACAAAAUUGCAGCGUGGAGGCAGCGGGUCGCACAGGACAGCUCCAUCAGCGUUUCGACUCACCGCAAGAUGAACUCGACUGACACACUUCCCCGACAGCCGUCUCCCAGCAAGGGGGCGCGGCAUUCUUCUGACGGGGGCAAGUCCAAGGGUACGUCCAAAGGGUCGAGCGGAGACUACGAACGCACUGAGUUUAUCAUUUCUUACCAGCAGCCUUCGCGUAAAGCUGUCGCACAACAAGCGCAGUCGGUCACUGCAUCUGAGAUCGGUUUACUAUCGCCUCGUGCUCGCCGGAUGAGCGCAGCCCAGAACCUUGCCGAGAGCUCGGUCGCUUCUCCCCGGCGUUCCGUCGCGAAGGCCUACCAGCACACCGAGUAUUCGAUGACGCAGCUCCACACCCCGCCCCGCAGCUCCGACAGCUCGUCCAAGUCGAACUCGGUGCAGCGCCCACCUGUCUCGCCGACGCAGGGCGGGACGUACCUCCCGCUGCAGGACACGGGCGGCGUGUCGCGCAUCACUGCGACGUCCCCCGUCGAUCUCAUCCUGUCGUCGUGCGAGCCGUCUCUCGUGCACAUCGGUCCGGUCCUGUCGGAGCUCGGCGUCGUCAAGAUGGAACACCUGCGCGCCGUCGCGCGGCUAAGUCCCUCGACAAGAGAUCGCGAGCUGCGGGAUCCCGCGCUGAAGAGAGGUGUCACGGUCAUGGAGUGGGCGAUCCUGCUGGACAAAAUCUUGACGCUAUGAGCUCGGCUGGCCUGUACUGCGAUCCGCUUGCUCGUGACAUAGAUUUUGACUUCUUC